AAACAUGAAAAACAGAAGAAGAAGCAACGUCAAAGAUAUACGCACCGUAACUUCGACAAAUGAGAUUUAUUAUGUGGAGCCCACGUCACUAUGCACGCACAGUAACUUUUUCUUUUUACUCUCUAUAUAAACGAACGAAUUCGUUCGAUUGUAAACACACCUCUCUUCCUCUCUUCUAUAAGAAACUCUCUCUCGUUUAUUUAUCAUACAUCAGUGUUAUCUUUCUCCUGCGGGUAUAAAAUUUCUUUCUAUAAAAUUUCCGAUACACAUAAAAUUUAUAAGUCUUUUUAUAACACGUUAUCAGCACGAUCACUCUGCAAUUCGGUAAAGUUUAUAUGUAUCAUAUUUACCCUGCUAUAAUGGUCGGUAUACCGCCUAUAUUAUUAUUCAUUAUUUUAUAGUGGUUGUUUUAAUUCAUUAUUAUUUAUCUGUAUUAAUGCGGGCGGUAUGUCGCCUCGUUAAUAAACCUUGAUUGUUAAUUACACCAUAAUUAUUUGGAUUGGCUGUGCCGCCGCAAAAUUUAUUUAAUACUAUAAUGGAAAUUUAUUUAUCACCAUAAUGCGAUUGAAAUUUCUCUGUUUAUUAUAUCGUGAUUAUUAUAUAAAUGUUUGCUCACCUAUAUAAAAAUAUUGUGAAAUUUACUGAAAUUGAUUGACUGAUUAUUACGAUAUUUUCAGACUAAUUUUCGAUUCAACGAUUUAACGCCAACGGUCACAAAGAAAAAAUUUCAAAAUUUUACCCUUUUCAAACGGCUAUGAACAGUAAUUUUACAUCUAUAAAUACACUCAUAACUCAUUCAUUUUCUUCAUCAAAAAUUAUUCAUCUUCUCCCAAAUAUUUUCAAAUAAUUUUCUCUCAAUUUUCUCUCUCAAGAAAGAUGAUCCGCGCGUUUUUGAUUUUAGUUGCAAUUCUAAUUUGUGUUUCUAUUUACGGUCUAUUCGUUGGAGAAUUUGCUCCGGGAGAAUUUACGAUGAAUAUCGGUUUACUUUUCUAUACAUUGUUUCUCUUUGUAAUUGCUUGCAUGAUUAAUAUAAAUGGUUCAUUCUAAAUAUUAUGAAAUUCUAAUAAAAUUUAUUAUACUUGUUUUUAGAAAUGCAAAUGGCAAGAAUCGAGCAUCUUCAGUUUCCGGCUCUCAAAAUAACUGGCGAAAACUAUGUCGGAUGGGUCACAAACGUGAAACCCUAUCUGAUUAUGAAAAAGUUAACCGAGACGAUUGUAAUCGGUAACAAAUCGCCGCCUGAGCAUAAGGCUGAAGCGAUAAUUUUCCUGAAAAAACACCUCGAUGAAAAUGUUACGCAUGACUAUGCGAGCAUAGAAGACCCAGCUGAACUGUGGCAAGCUUUAAAAGAAAGGUUCGAUAACCAAAAGGAAGUCAACCUCCCUCACGCUCUAGAAGAGUGGAAAAAUCUGAGGUUUCAGGAUUUUCAAAAGGUUGAGGAAUACAAUUCCGCUGUCCUGAGGAUAGUUUCACUCCUGAAGUAUUGCGGUAACCCUGUCUCCGAAGCAGAAAUGAUGAAUAAGACUUACAACACUUUCCACAAACAGCUUCACUUCCUACCCGAAAUUUACAGAAAAUGCGGGUACACGAGAUUUUCUGAAUUGAUGGUUGCACUCAUGUUGGCUGAAAAGAACAAUGAGCUUCUGAUCAAAAAUCACAAUUCCCGACCUACGGGAGCCAAAGCAUUCCCUGAAGUGAAUGCUACGUCAAUAGAAAACUCAGAGAGAAGAACCCAAACCAGUCGGGGUCGUGGUCGUGGUCGUGGUCGCCAUUUCAACAGCAAACGUGGAAAAACUUACAAUCCGAAAUGGAAGGGAUCUAACAAAUGGGUUAGAUCCGAACAAAGUUCUAAGGGCAAAGAAACUCAAGAAGAUACCACGCAGAAGCGUGAGAGUGUAUGUUACAGAUGUGGAUGUAAGGGACAUUGGUCUCGUACCUGUCGUACUCCUCCACAUCUCUGUAAGUUAUAUCAAGAGUCCACGAAAGGCAAAGCUAAGGAAGUGAAUCUCACCGAAAAUUUUGAGGGGACAUCGUACCUCGAUGCCUCUGAUUUCGCAAAUGAGCUAGACUAGAUUCCUCCUGAAGAGAACUGAAGUGCUUAUAAUAAGAUUACUAAAUAACCUUCAGUAUUGUCAUGUAUAAUUAUUACAUUUCCUGUCUUAAACGAAUAGUGAUGUUUUUAAUAUUACUUUAAUGUAUAAUUAUUGUAUGUUUUCUAAUAUGAUUAUUAUAUGAAUGAAUUUCAUGUUUCUCUUUUA
Raphanus sativus (radish) is the source of this 2255-nucleotide messenger RNA. RefSeq lists its product as uncharacterized. Lineage: Eukaryota; Viridiplantae; Streptophyta; Magnoliopsida; Brassicales; Brassicaceae. Gene Ontology annotation, molecular function: nucleic acid binding; zinc ion binding. The record is from RefSeq and is a predicted model, not a curated record. The coding region runs from base 1092 to 2069 and encodes 325 amino acids. The transcript has a single exon.